Messenger RNA from Closterium sp. NIES-65, 3192 nucleotides. The record is from the annotation of a GenBank genome assembly. NCBI's taxonomy places the organism in Eukaryota, Viridiplantae, Streptophyta, Zygnematophyceae, Desmidiales, Closteriaceae.
AUGUUCUCCUUCGGUCAGACCGGAGACCUCUUUGAUCGAGGGCUCGACCAACUAAUGACGUACAUGGGCGAAAUGGGGGGGAUUGCCGAGAAGGAUAACAAAGCGCUCCCUAACGCGGACAGGCUUCUGCCGGAUGAUGUUCCCGAGGAGUCGGUUGGGGAGGGAGGUAGCCAUGACAAUUUCGGCAUGUUCGACUCAAACCCGUUCGGUGCCGUGAAUCUCGCUGCGUCGUUUCCGGAAGGCUCGUGCGAGCCGCAGCUAGUCCCGUGCGCUCAGAAGCCGGCUGCGACGACGACGACGACGAACGACGUCGCCGACUCAGUCGCAGACGGAGCGUUCGGAUCGCCUGACGCGUUCAGCUCGCCGGACGGCUUCGCCUCGGAGGAUUUCAAUCUGUCGUUCGGGAUGGAUGACGUGGAUGCGAUGAACCAGCAGGACCUUCGUUACAAUCUCAUGCUCAGAGGAGCGGGCCUUGCAGAGCAUUCUACCGCGGAUGCUCCGUCUCAUCCCAAGAUGGAGUUCCCGGAGUACCCCGCGCAUCACCCGAUGAAUCAUCCGAUGUAUCCGCCGCACAUGCCGCUCUACUAUCCGGGAAUGCCCACCAUGCCGGUUCCCUACUACGGCAUGCCGUACCCUCCCUUCGCGUACAACCCGUGGAUGACUCCUUAUUCCUCGCCCUUCAUGCCUCCUCAACAUGCCAUGCCUGGAACUAGCGCAAUGCCCACCGACCCUGCAGCCAUCGCGCGUCAGCGUCGCCUUGUCGCGGAUUCCGUGCGCGGAAAGCGUCGACGACACGCACACCAUGCCUCCUCGCAGCUCCCUUCCGCCGCAUCUUCCGCCAUGCCGUCCGUAUCUGGUUACGGCCACCCUUUCCCAUCCUCACCAUCCAUGCUCCCCUGGACUCACGUCAAUCCCGAGGCUGCUGACUCAGUGAACACCGCUCCCCCUUCGCCGUUCGUUCCUGCUGCUCCCCUGCCGCCGUUCUCCCCCGCCGUCGUCCCGUCGUCUCCCAAAGCCGUCGCGUCUCCCGCACGGUGCGCCUCGCCUGUCCCCGCAUCAUCCCCCACUGCGGUGGGAAAAGGCGGCGCGGGGAAGGCUGCGGCGAAGAGUCCGCUGGGUAGAUCUGCUCCUCCUGCUCCCGCUGCUGCUGCUGCUGCUGCUGCUGCUGCUGAUGGCAAAUCUCCUGCAGUGAAGUUCUCAGCUGAAGCGGAUGUCGUUGCUGCUCCAGCCGCUACCCUGCCGGUUUCGCCUGUCCUUAAGAUUGAAGAGGACGUGUUCGUUCCUACGGCUACCGCUCCCGUUAUCCCCGCCAUUGCCGCCCCUGCGGGCGGGCAGCAAGCUAAGGGAGGGAAGGCUGCGGCGAAGCAGCAGCGGGAUGAGAGGCGCGUGAAGCGGCUGCUGCGGAACCGCGUGAGUGCGCAGCAGGCGCGGGAGCGGAAGAAGAAUUAUGUGUCGGAGUUGGAGCAGCGGUGCGAGACGGUUGAGAGGAGUAACGCGGAGAUUGAGGGGGAGAUUGCUGCGCUGAUGGCGGAGAACGAGCGCCUGAGGCAGUCAAUGCGGAGAGCCAUCAGGCAUCGUAAAUCAAGCAUUAGAGAGCCUGGUGGUGUGGGAUUCGGUUCGGUCUUCUUCCACCGCAUUGCCCUCUGCGGCUACGAGUUUGAACAUGCCCACCCCUUCUGUCCCCACCCUGCCUUUCCCUAUGAUAACCCCUUUCCUCCUCGCCCCUCUGCCCCCCCUAAUCAGCUCUACCUGAUCAGUCGUCCUGCCUCCUCACCUCCUUGCCUUCUUCCCUCUCUUGCCUUGAGGCUGUCUCUUGAUUCAUGCGUCUCCUUGCCACUGCCACCCCCUGUAAGCCCUCCCUUCCUCUUCCGCCCUCUGCUGACCGAAUGUGUUCUCUCCGACACGCGCUUAGCCCUCCUCUCCUCCCUCUUCUUCUGCCUCACUCCCGCCUCCACUUUUUACUCUGCCAUAGGGAGAACGGGCAUGCUGCGCAUUCUUGCCUCCUCUCCUCCCUCCCUCUUCUUCUGCCUCACCCCCGCCUCCACUUUUUACUCUGCCAUCUAUUCCGAAAGCCUAUUCGCUCUGCUCUCCUUCGCUGCCAUGUGGCGCGUUGUGAGUGGCCGAUGGUUCUCGGCAUCCCUCCUAAUCGCCCUCUCAGCAGCAGUGCGCUCAAACGGCGUCCUGCAUGCAGGCUUCUUCCUCUUCUCACUGCUGCAGGUAUACUAUCAUCUCCUCUUUGCCUCCCUCCCUCUUUGCAUCGCUGCAGGUGUGUUCUCACUUCAGGUAUACUAUCAUCUCCUCUUUGCCUCCCUCCCUCUUUGCAUCACUGCAGGUGUGUGCUUGCUGCACCUUGCAAGCGUGCACUCCCUCCCUCAUAAUCUCCCUCAACCCAAUACCGAACUGACUGGCUCUGCUCUUGCUCCCCUUCCUCUUCCUCCCUGCCUCCACCUCUCCUUCAACCAGCAGUUCCCACAUCCAACCUCUGUUGCAGUGGCAGUUCAGUGCUGUCAGGCCGCAAGGGCAGCAGGGCCCUUCAUUCUCCCUCUCCUGCCAUUCCAGCUGCUGCAGCGGUUGAUCAAUGCUGUCAAGAAGCAAGGAAGUGAACCGAGAGAGCAGCACCCCCCUCACAAGUCAUCUGAGAAAAGGGCGGAGAGAAGAGUGGCAGCAACGGAACGGGCAGCAGACCGAAUCGGGCCGCUUCUGGAAAGGAAGCGGCAACUGUGCCGCAAGAGGCUCCUACCCAUCCUCCUCUCCACCGCCCUCUGCUGCCUCCUCUCCUUCUCCCUCCUCCUCUCCUUCCAAUUCUUCCCGUUCACUCAGUUCUGCCGCCCUGCUGCUAGCACUAGAACGUCCCCGGCCAGUGGCUACUCGCUUCCUCUCCUCCUCACCUCCUCUCUACUGGUGGCAACUCGCUUCCUCUCCUCCCCACCUCCUCUCUACUGGUUCCUGGCACAUCUCCUCACAUCGGGACAUUCCAAGCAGUCUCAAUCCAAACCCCCAUCCCCCUCACCCCACAAAUAUCUUCCUUUUGAGCUACAGGUAGCAACUCGCUUCCUCUCCUCCUCGCCUCCUCUCUACUGGCUCCUGGCCCAUCUCCUCACAUCGGGUGGCAACUCGCUUCCUCUCCUCCUCACCUCCUCUCUACUGGUUCCUGGCACAUGUCCUCACAUCGGCAAAUACCGAGCUCUCUAA